Molecule: messenger RNA, 288 nt
Organism: Rotaria sordida
Lineage: Eukaryota; Metazoa; Rotifera; Eurotatoria; Philodinida; Philodinidae
Source: the annotation of a GenBank genome assembly
UGUUUAACAACAGAAAUCUGGACAUCUCAAGCCAAUCAGGCUUAUAUGACAGUUACAGCACAUUUCAUAGAUGUGAAAAACAAUAAAAUAAAAAAUUUUGUAUUAGAAACUAAAGAAUUUUCAGGAAAUCAUACAGCUGAACGUAUUGUAGAACAUCUAGAAGAUCUUUGUAAUAAAUGGCCAAUUAGUGAUAAAAUUAUAUCUUUAGUAUCUGAUAAUUGUAGUACAAUGAGAAAAGUUGAAAUUGAUUUUGGUAAAGGUAUUAUUUCUUUUAUAUUUUCAGGCUAG